GAGAGGAGACCGUCGAAAACUCGUCAGUUUCGCGUUCUGCUCGAACCUAAAAAAUCGACCUUCGCAUGUGCAUGUAAAAGUACAUGCGCUAUUUACGCGUUGCCGGUAAUUCCACUUUCGACUUGACGUGAUGCGUCUGGGAUAUUUCCUACACCUGGACGUUCCUUUUUUGAGAAGAUAGAAGAAAGUUUUCUCGCGAGAGUGGAUUAUUACAAUAAUUGCCGUUGCGGGCGGAAUAAUUUUAUAUCCCAAGUAUCAUGUCAAGAUCUUCAUAUGGUGGUAGAGCUCAACCUAAAGAUAUGUACUGGUUUGCACAUGGUGGUUUAGAGUCCAGUGCAGACAGAGGUGCAGCGCAAAAAUGUUCUGCUCAUGGGGAAACAGAAGAAGAAAGUGAUUCCAAUCCACCAUCACUGAAGUCUUUACCAGAGCGCAGGACUGUUUUAGAAGAACAUAGGGCUGCACAAAUAGUUAAAGAUUCUACAGACGGGCCCAGCAAUUCCUCUUUUCCGUUAUUGGAGAGGGAUGACAGGUUGCGUGCCUCUGACAAAAGAAUAGCUGUAGAAGAAAGAAGAAAACAGCUUUUGGAAGCUGAGCAGGAGAAAAAUGAUGCAGUUUUAAGGAAACAUUUAGAAAGGGAAGCUGCAUUAGAAGCUCGACGAAAUGCGCAAAGGAGUAACAUAUCAUUUGCUUUUGGAAGUUCUGUUCCCAGAAAUGUGGACAGUUUACAAGGCGGAGAUUCAGACAAAGUCAGUCGGCAUUCGGCUUCAAGUGGUUUGACCCAGAAAGAAGAAAACCACGAAUUAUCCCAAGAGCGACGUUCUGUCUCUCCCUUUAAACAUUUACCGAUCGAUGACUCUAGUCCUCGAUCAAACUCUCCACUAUCCAAUGCUCAUUCCGAGAGAAAGACCGUCUCCCCACCUUGCUGGCUAAUGGGCUCUGGUGCUCUGAUUGGGGAUGAUGUAAUGUCUCGAAGCAUGUCUUCCGCUAUGGCACCAAGAGGAAGACGAAAAAAUGACUUGAUGCCCACUGUUCCAUAUGAUCGUACAGAUCGCACUGCUCCUAUUUCAAAAAGUUCCCCAUCUUCUUCGUCUAGGAAAAGGUCAGUCAGUAUGACCCGUUUGGAUCAACUGGCUCAACCGCGGAAACAUUAUCUCGAGGCUACAAAAGCUAACAGCACUGCAAAUGGAGGCACUAGUGCAAAAGAUAGUGUUCGUUCACCCACACGGCCGCUUUCAUCUGCUUCAGAACAAUCCAGUGGAUCCGGUCGAGGCGUCAUUAGACGAGUCCGCUCUUCCCCUCGUAAACCGAGACCAGUCUCUAUUGCAGGAACUGUGCCCGAAUCCAGGAAAUCAGACCCUGUCAAGAAAACAUCCCCUAAAAAGUCUGUGGUUGGAGAAAUAAAGAAAGCUAUUCAAUCUACAGUCAAGAUCACUCUAUCAAAAUCUAAUGAGAAAGCCAAAGUCCCCGAGAAAACCAAACCGGCAUCUAAACCUAUUGAAAAAGUCACCAGCCCUCCUAAAUCUGCUGGUGUCUCAAAACCUAGUAAACCAUCAAGUAAAGCUACCACACCUGGGAAAUCAUCGAGCCCUAAGGCUGCGGCUGCUAAGAAGUCUGCAACUAACAAAAAGAAAGAUGACAUACUGGUUCCUGCACCACCUGUCGAAGUAACCAGUAACAAAAAUGAAGAUGUAGAAAAGUCUUCAAACCCUCCAUCCUCACCCCCACCUGAUGGUGCAACUUCAGAAAGUGAGAAGAACAAUAUGAAAAAGAUUAUCUCGGAAGAAGAAGCAAAGGCUGCCCUUGCAGAAAAAAGGCGCUUAGCUCGAGAGCAGGCUGAAAGAGAAGUUGAACUGGAGCGGCAAAAGCAAGAGGAAUUGAGGCUAAUAGAGGAGGAGCGUCUCAGGCAAGAAGAGGAAGAGCAGAAACGAAUGGAAGAAGAACAAUUAAGACUUUUAGAAGAACAUCGUAGACAAGAGGAAGAAAAGCUGAAAAAGGCCAUUGAAGAUCAAGAACGUAAGGAAGAGGAGGAGAAAAUGCGCAGAGAAGAAGAGCAGCGCCUCAAAGCUGAACUAGAGAAAAAGGCACAAGAAGAGGCAGAAAAACAGAGAAUUGAGCUGGAGGAAAAAUUGCGCAAAGAAGAAGAAGAAAGAGCUGAGCGAAAAAAGAGGCUGGAGAAAAUCAUGAGCAGAACACGUGGGAAGCCAAGUGGUACUUCACCUUCUGGCAGUGUCAGCAGCAGCGAUCAGUUAGAUUCAGGGGACAAUCAACAAGAAGGCUUCUCAAGUGGGGCAAAUUCUCUAGAUAGUAACGAGUCUAAUGAUGCACGUAGUGAAUCUGUGUCCAACGAUGACACCAGAGCCCAAACGGAAGUUCUGAGUGGUAGAAAUUCUUUGGAAGGAAAUCAUACCUUUGAAGUGGUGAGUGAAACUGAGUCUCUAAACAGCAACGACCUGAUGAUGCCCGUAAGUGAAACUGCUUCUCAAGAUAACAGCUUGGUGAUCAUUCCUGAUAAGGACCUUGAACCACCUACAAUGGGAGAUAAAGCGGACACAAUUGUUGAAGCUACUUCUGCAGAUGAAUGCAGAUCAUCAUCCGUUAAUGUAAGCGAUGUUGUUCUUGCUGCAGAGCAUCUUGUCCAAGAAGGAAAUUUCGAAAAACAUCAAGUAGUAGAAGUAAAAAACAGUUCAGGUCAUAAUAUAUCAGGAGAUAAUUUGCUGAGUGAUGAAAGAAUAAUACAUGAAGAGGUCUUGCAGGAAAAUCAGGUUAUGUUACCAAGUCCAAAUGAAGUUGAUGAUGUUGAAGCCAUGAUUGAUUCUAAAGAUUUGACUGCUUUUAUGUCUGAAAAUGAUUCAGCACAAAAUACAGAUUUGAGUUACGUUCAGGAAAAAAAUAUGUUAAAUGAUGGUUUUACUGCAUUGAAUCAAAAUACCUUUGAAGAAGAUUCAAAUCUAUUUGAAGUUGAUGGUUCUGUUGCAAAAACUGUGUCUGAUGGAGAGGAUGAAAAGAAAGAAUUUGCUCAGUCCGAAUUAAAUGUAGUUGCUCAUGAUAUAACUAAUUUAAACACUGUACAAACAGAAUUGGACACUUCACCUGGACAUACUUUAUCUGAAAAUAUGUUAUUUGAUUCACUAGCAGCUGUUGGAGAAGAUGGGAAGCUUUCGCAUUUGAGCAUUUCAUCCGAUAUGAAGCUUCCUGAUCCAAUUUAUGAAACAUCUGAAGAGGGGUCUCUAUCCUCUGAGAGGCAGCAUCCAGACUUCAAUUCUUAUACCUUCCAAGAAAAUUUCAAUGAAAUUGCUCAAGAUUCCAAUAUUGUAGCAGAUGAUGUAUUUGCUGAUGAACAAGAAGUCGUGCGAGUUAGUUCCGAAAUGUCACAUGUAGAAUCAUAUGGCUUUUCCGAUAAUUUAACAGAACAUAGAAUUCCUUUUCCGUCGGAACCAUUCUCAUCUAAUGAACAUGCUACUUCAAGUCAAAUUAUGAAUACUAUCCAACAGAAUGAUGAUGAUGGCACUUUCCUGCAUCAGCAAGACGCAUGGCAUUCAUCAGAAAAGUCUGAAGAACAUAUUCAAAGUAGUCAAGAUGUCUUUCGUUCCUCAGAGGAAAAUGUUCCGGAUGGUGAGCAGAACUCUGUAGUCAGUGAAAAUGUGAUAAAUACUUUGAGUCAAGAAAUGGAAAACAAUAAAGAAAAUAUUGAACAUGCUGUAAUUGAUGGUGCUUCCAUAUUGCCUAAUCCAUUUUCUAGUGCUGAAGUUUAUUACAAUGAAUAUGAUAUGCAUCCUGAAAAGGAAAAUUUUCAAUUUCAGUCCGGUUUCGAGCAUGUAGAUUUCGGUGAAAUCCUAGAAUCGAACAUUGUACAUAAUAACACACAUACUUUUUCAUCAACAGAAAGCAACCCAUUUCUACAAAAUUCUGCAUUGCCUGAUGUAAAUCAAUUUCCUGCUCAAGAAGAUAAAGCUUUUGAUAGUGUUCAGCAACAUGUAUUUUCUUCAAAUCAACAAAUAAGUGAGCUUGAAAGUGAACAGUGUACCGAUGGGCCUUCCAUGCUUCCUUCCAAACCUGACGAAUUGAGUGAUCUAACUUUUAUAAAAGCAGAGGGUGGUGAGAAUUGUAUUGGAAUCAUAUCUUCCGUAGACCAUGACCACUUGGUGAAUGACUUUCCUAAAACUGAUCUGCUUAAUGAACAAUUGAAAUCAAACUUCCAGUUCUCUUCCAUCACGGACAGCGAAGAUAGCUCGCUAGACAGCAAUCUGUCACAGGUAAUGACUGUCGAAACUGAAGACAAUAAAGCCGUGGAAGACUUUAAUAAUGUAUCCGGAGUGCAGCAGCUUGGAGUGAACGGUGUUUCCAAAGAGCAGCCAGAACUAAUAACCAAACUGGAGUACUCCUACAAUGGUGAUAGCAUUUUGAAAACGAAUGGAAACCAUUUUUCUGCUGCAGAAAUAUUUAGCAAUGGACAUAGGGUGGAGUCCCCUGAAACAAUAUCUCAAGAGACGGGUCACCUGCCUUCCUAUGUGCCGCUGGAUGGCAAAGACAUUUCAUCUGUUGAAACGAAAACCAACAUAUUCGAAAAUGUGGAUGCCAUCGCCUUUGGAAAAGUGUCCCCAGAUCCUUUUAUGACAAAAGAGAAUUCUAAUCAAAUUCCUGGGAAUCCUUUUCUCUUGCAAGAGGAUCAAAAGAAAGUCCUCAUGACACCAGAUUUUUUCAAUUGAAGCAUUCAGGUGGUGUAAAAAGUCUUCUGUGUAAUAUCAAAGCCUCAUCCUGGCCUUUCUCUUCAUAUCAAGGCGAAGAGUUUUUAUUCGGUCGGCCCCCCUGUGUUCUGACAUUUUUACCAAAGCGUUUUCUUUGCAAUUGUUCAUGUUAGUUUUUGUUCAUUUUUAGUGUUUUUAUAUUUAAAUUGUUUGGGCUUCUCUUGGAGCCUUUUGUGAUACAGUAUUUUCCUAUUUGCUUACAAGUAGGACUUUUUUAAAGGCAGCUACAUGCUAUCAGUUUAUUAUGGAUUAUUUAUUAUUAUUCAAUUCUAACUCGACCCAAAAAAUUCCGACUAUGACGAUUUAAUCGAGAAAAAUUGUAUUUUGCUCGAACUUUUUGGCAGCAUCAAUUCUGUUCCUUUCCCUUAAGCUUAUUUCAAAUCAUACAGUUACUGAUGACAGUUUGUACUUCAUGUGUAUUACUAAAAAAUAAAAUAUAUUUAUAUACAGAA
Molecule: messenger RNA, 5197 nt
Organism: Uloborus diversus
Lineage: Eukaryota; Metazoa; Arthropoda; Arachnida; Araneae; Uloboridae
Product: FK506-binding protein 5-like
Exons: 15
Coding region: 258-4706 (1482 amino acids)
Biological process (GO): microtubule cytoskeleton organization
Cellular component (GO): microtubule cytoskeleton
Source: RefSeq, a predicted model, not a curated record